Messenger RNA from Colletotrichum destructivum, 526 nucleotides. RefSeq lists its product as uncharacterized. The transcript is spliced from 2 exons. The record is from RefSeq and is a predicted model, not a curated record. Lineage: Eukaryota; Fungi; Ascomycota; Sordariomycetes; Glomerellales; Glomerellaceae. Bases 32 to 223 code for a protein of 63 amino acids.
UUCGCCCAUCCAUAUAUAUCCCAGAGACCAGAUGUUCAAAGCCUACAAGAACCUCUCCCCAAAGACCCGUCUGGGCGUCGGCGUCGCAGUCCUAGCCUGGGGCGCCGCCGGUCUUUACCUUUCUGACCAGGCGGAGGAGAAGUACCAGCCGACACCGGAAGAGAAGGCCGUUGUCGACAAGUAUGUGCCCAAGGUCACCGUUGUCGACAGGUCCAAGGAGUAGUAGCCAGCAGAGUGAGCGUAUGGGAUAUGGUCAUCAGUCCCCGAUUUGGGUUGAGAGAAGCAGACGAAUGGAAGUAAGGCGUCAUGGGAGGGUUCUUUGUUCAUUAAGCCGCAUGGGCACAAGCUCUCGCUUCCCUUCUCGACAAAACAACAUCAGGAAGUGUGUUACCGGCCAGGCCGGUUCGAGUUUCGAGUGACUUGUCACACAAGAGAGGGAAGGCCCCUUUUCUUUUCCACAGCCAAAUCAUUUUUCUUAGAUCUAGUCCUCAAACUCAGGUUCAUAACCUCCAUAGUAAGCAUAACG